AUGGUGGGUAACCAGCUCAAUGAGGUGACUGGUGGUCUCGGCCUCAAAGGUGGAGACGAUAAUGCCGAGAAAACAGCUGAAGGCGAGGAUCCAGAGGUGUGUUUAGAAUGA
This is a messenger RNA of Haemonchus placei, 111 nucleotides long. NCBI's taxonomy places the organism in Eukaryota, Metazoa, Nematoda, Chromadorea, Rhabditida, Trichostrongylidae. The record is from the annotation of a GenBank genome assembly.